AUGAUUUGCAAGCGGUUGUGGAACUGGAUCAUUACGAUUGCAUUUUUGGAUACGACUACUGGGUGCAGUAGGUUUUUCACUUUUUGCAAAUAUUACGAUGUGACCAAAACUGUCAAUUGCUCAAAUAUUAAUAUAGGAACGUUGCAAGCUCAAGGUCCCUCAGUGGAUUCGCUGAAAGUUCAACGUCUUCAUCUUAAGAACGCCGGUCUCACAUUGUUGGAAGCCGAUGUGUUCAACUCACUGCCAAAACUGUGGUACCUCGACAUAAGUUACAAUAUUCUCGAGAAUUUGGAUUACCGGUUAUUCAGUAAACUGACCAGACUGUUGCAUCUCGACCUCACAAACAACAGGUUGACUUCCUUACAUGACGAACGACUUUUUAAAGCUCAAGGAAGGCUCUCGUCUCUUUUGUUAGGAAACAACAAACUACAAGUUCUUGAUUUGGUAGUAAUAAGCCCACUGAAGUCCAUACGUAUAUUAAAGUUGACCGGUAACCCAUUUCUCUGUAACUGCGAAUUCCACCAAUUAGUGCUCUGGUGGACAGAAAGAGAUCUUGACAUAGAUGCAACAUGUAAACACCCAAAUACAUCCAAUGCUGCCUCAUGGUCAAGGAUAAACUCAUCUGAGAUUUGUAACAGAACGCAUACAACAAGCAUGGCGACAACAAACGAAAUGGAAGACAAUUAUAUGACAACUAUUGAAGUGAGUGGUGAAUUAUCAGUAACAGACCGAAAUGUAGGAUCAUCAACAACCGGAAGAAUCGCCGAAGUGUCGAUAACAGAAGAGAAUAGAGAAGUAGCAGCCCCAAAAACAAAAGGAAAUGAAGACUCAAGAACAGAAGGUUAUGGUGAAGUAUCACUAAGUAAAGGAAUCGGCGAAGUUUCGACACAAGUAUCGAUAUCAGAAGAGGAUGUCGAAGUGCCAACAACGAAACUAAAUGGCGAAGAUUCUUCAAGUCCAGCUAUCACUUCCGUUACAGUCCUCAUUGUGUGUGCGUGUGUGGCAAUUCUUCUUGGUAUCUGCUUGGCUACGUCAUUUUAUUAUUGGAGAAAACUGAAAACUGUAGGUUGCAGUGAAAAUGUACAUUCAGUAAAUUUCCACGGGAGAUCAAGCGAAAACAAUGAAAGGGACAAUACUUUUGCCGAGAGUAUGAACCCUCUUACUUGGCAACCAGGUCACUUGUUGCAAGAGGGACCUAGUAUUAGCAUAGAAAUGGGACUACUACAAUGUGAUACUUCAGAAAUAGGCAGAGAGGAGGCAAGAUUAUGAAGAAAACAAAAAAAAUUCUGAGGCUUAUUAGAAAUAGUUAUGUUGCAGUUCUAGGGCUGUAACAAUGACAGAGAUGCAAGCUGGUUUCAGAAGGCUACAUACAUGUAUAUGUCAGUGCUUUAUUUAAUAUUUCUGUAAUCUGGAAAAAAUUAAUAUUAGUACUGAAAUGAGAACAAAACUUUGGCUUGUAUAUUUUCUUUGACCUAAAAAUAUACCCGUAUGUAGUGUAACACGUAUGAAUUGAGAGCAUAUAACACUUGAAAAUACAAUCCGACAUUUGCAACAGAAAUAUGGGUGGAUUUAUUUAAUAUAAAGUAUCAAUUCCGUGUUUAUUUGUU
Cryptotermes secundus is the source of this 1607-nucleotide messenger RNA. RefSeq names its product leucine-rich repeat-containing protein 24-like. Gene Ontology annotation, molecular function: protein binding. The record is from RefSeq and is a predicted model, not a curated record. NCBI's taxonomy places the organism in Eukaryota, Metazoa, Arthropoda, Insecta, Blattodea, Kalotermitidae. Bases 1 to 1269 code for a protein of 422 amino acids. The transcript has a single exon.